Owenia fusiformis is the source of this 2973-nucleotide messenger RNA. The record is from the annotation of a GenBank genome assembly. NCBI's taxonomy places the organism in Eukaryota, Metazoa, Annelida, Polychaeta, Sabellida, Oweniidae.
UGUCUUCCUACUUGGGGUGAACAGUUCAAGGUCAGCCUCGGUUUUACAUCUUCUUAGAAGAAAUACAAAUUCGCAGAAUAUUCUCUGCUAUUCUAAAUAAAUAGGAAGCAUCUGUGGACAAAUAAGGGAACAGGUGCUUUCCACACGGACCUCUGAGAUGUCUCUAUGGGGCCGUGUCCAACAGCUUCCACCUGGUGGCGCUCACCAGCAGAUGCGAAAUGUUUACGGGACACAUUUUCCAAUGGAGGUCCGACACUACUUUGCUGAAUGGAUUGAACAGCAAGAAUGGCAGAACAUUGAUGAAGAUGACCCCAAGUAUGAAGAAUAUGCCAAGCAGCUACUUGAACAACUCACCAUGAAGAUAGAGGAAAAGGCUGCAGAGUUUGCAGGAUCAGAUAUGUACCCCAUCAAGCUGAAGCUCAAUGAAAUAGCCAGCACAUUUAGGGAGAUGUAUGGUCCAAAUCCUCUUAACUUGGUCCAAGUUGUGAAGAAAUGUCUCACAAUGGAGUCAAGUCUGGUGCAUCUUCAUGAAUCUGGUCAAUCUGGGGGCCAGCAAGAUACAGCUAGGAUUCUAGGCCAGCAGCUUGAACAACUUACCAAGUACACUCAAGAUACUGACAAAGACCUCAGAGAAUUGCAGAACAAACAGGAACAGUUCAUCAUACACUAUCAAGAAAGUGUACGAAUAAAUACACAGUUAUCCAACAUUCCUGCAGGCCCCCAGAGACAAGAGAUGGAGAUCAGAUUACGCAAUGAGAAGAAGAAAAUUGAGAUUGACCUCAGCCGGAUGGCACAAGAACUACUUAACCUGAGAAUCGCCCUGGCAGACAAACAUGAGGCAACAUUCAAACAGCUCCAGCAAGUUCAGAACAAAGUCUUGGAAGAGGAACUGAUUAAGUGGAAGAGACACCAACAGUUAGCAGGAAAUGGGGCACCGUUUGAUUGCAACUUGGACCAGCUUCAGUCCUGGUGUGAAAGUUUAGCUGAUAUAAUCUGGUCUAACAGGCAACAGAUCAAGCAAGUGGAAUCACUCCGGGCGCAUCUUCCUAUAGAUAUACCACCACAUGUACCAGACCUUCUGCCAAACCUCAACACAACCAUUACAGGACUUCUCUCCUCCUUAGUGACAAGUACAUUUAUUAUAGAGAAGCAACCACCCCAGGUACUCAAGAAAGAGAGCAGGUUUGGGUCAACAGUUCGGCUCCUGGUGGGCCGCAAUCUCAACAUGCACAUGAACCCACCUACAGUAAAAGCAUUAAUUAUUAAUACAUUCAUCAUUGAAAAACAACCACCUCAAGUUUUGAAAACACAGGCCCGGUUUCAGUCAAACGUUCGUUUGCUGGUCGGGGGAAACCUUAAUGUGCAUAUGAAUCCACCAGCCGUAAAAGCCUCUAUUAUAAAUGAGGAACAGGCCAAGGCUCUCUUGAGGAAUGAUAGCAACAUCAGUGGUGAAAAUAGUGGUGAGAUCCUAAACUCACAGGGCACCAUGGAAUAUAAUCAAGCAACCCAACAACUCAGCAUUGCAUUCAGAAACAUGUCUCUACGUAGGAUCAAGAGAGCAGAUAGGCGAGGCACGGAGGCAGUCACUGAGGAGAAGUUCUCUAUUCUAUUCCAGUCUUCAUUCACUGUUGGGGCUGGCGAACUAGUCUUCAAAGUCUGGACACUGUCUUUACCUGUUGCUGUCAUUGUACAUGGUAAUCAAGAGUGUAACGCCAUGGCAACCGUUCUCUGGGACAACGCCUUUGCAGAACCAGGCAGAAUUCCAUUUGCUGUUCCUGAGAAAGUUAAAUAUAGCCAACUGACCCAGAUGAUUAACACAAAGUUUACAUCCCAAACAGGAAGUCCUAUCACGCCAGAAGGUUUCCAUUACUUGGCGCAAAAGCUUCUUCCGGGGGUGCAUGUGGACGACUACUCAAAUCAGCUAAUCAGCUGGUCUCAAUUCAAUAAGGAACAAGUCCCAACAAAGGCUUUCACCUUCUGGGAAUGGAUCUAUAACAUCAUCAAACUAACCAAGGAGUACCUCAAGGGACCUUGGAACGAUAACCUAGUCCUGGGGUUUGUAAGUCGUGAGAGAGCUGCAGAGUUGUUGAUGCAACAGAAAUGCGGGACAUUCCUGCUGAGGUUCAGUGAGGGCUCACUAGGUGGCGUUACAAUAGCUUGGGUGGCAGAUGACCCACAAACUUCUGAAAAAAAGGUUUGGAACCUUGCACCAUUUGCUGCGAAAGACUUUGCCAUCCGUUCUUUGGCAGACAGAAUCAGUGAUCUACCUACGUUAAGUACUCUCUUCCCAAAUAUACCGAAACUUGACUGUUUUGGGAAAUAUUGUUCAAACCCUACCAAUGCCAGUGAGCUAACCAAUGAAGGAUACGUUGGUCUGGACCUGAGGGCUGUCAUCCCAGGCUGGCCAGCAGGUGCCGAGGGUAUGCUUGACCCCCAGGCUUACGACAACCCAAGUAGCGUCCAGUCACAUAUUCCUACUGAUGACCAUAACAUUGAUGAAGUGCAGAUGGAUGACAUGUUAAGCUUUGGGGAUUAUGAUCAGGAUACGUUCAUUAACAAUGUGACUAUGAACCAAAUAUUGAAUAACAAUGCGAUGAGCCCACAUACCCCCAAUCUUGGCAAUUUUCCAAACUUCCAGAACCUGAAUUAAACUGGUAGAAUUACAAUUUCAGUUAGAGACUGUUACUCAGAGUGUUUCAAAUGUAAAGAAAUGUAUGUUUUAUCUUUUCUUAUGUGAAACCCUGUAUGUGAUAGUAACAGCAACAUAUGGGAUGGUGUAUGUUUAAAUAUUAUAAAGUACAGUGGAAUCACAGGGUGACCGAAAAUUGCAUCAAAACUCAAACCUUGAAAUGAAUUAUUGUGGCUUCUUAAAUUAUCUUGUGAAAUGCGGUCAUACAUAUAUAUCAUUAAUAACUGUAAUCAAGAAGUAAGUAAUGUUUUCUGUCUAGUCAUGCUCUUGUAUUAGAUCAACCA